UUUUGACAUUUUUACUUUUGACAAUUAAAAUGUGGAGUAUUUGACUACCCAUAUUAUUUAAAUCAAUGUUCAAACACUAACUAAACUAAUACCAAUGAAGCAAUUGUCUUUUGUAAAUUGAAUCAAUGGCGUAAAGUAGUAAUUGUUAAACCGACACGGUAAUUGUUAUUGUGUAGUAAAAUUGCAUGGUGUGAUAUUUUCAUCACUGUUUACGGCACUGUUUGUGAUUUGAUCAAUAGGUACAUAAAUGAAUAUAGCGACGGAUACAUAAGUGAUAAGAAGCCGCCAGCCGGCCGACGAGCGGGGUGCGGGCGUAUAGACACGAGUUAUCUGCUAGCCACAGCGACACCUUGUACUAUUCGUAGUAGCCGUCUCCAGCGAGUCACAACUACGUUUCGAGAUUAUAACCAGAUCGAGGUCGUAGCGGGAGUACGAGACACGGAGAUGGGCGUGGAACGCGAGGUGCACGGCGUGCGCGUGGCGGCGGUGGGCGAGGUGAACAGCGCGCAGUACGACGCGCUGGUGCUGGUGACGGCGCCCGGCCUGACGCCGCCGCAGGCGCUGGAGGACUUCGUGGCGGCGGCGCGCCAGCUGGACGCCGAGCUGGAGCGCUCGGCCGCGCUGCUGCACUGCCCGCGCGUGUCGGGCGCGCGCCUGGUGCUGGCGCCGACGGGCGAGCUGGGCGAGUACGAGGACGUGCGCGCCGUCCGCGACGCGGCACGCGCGGGCGUGGCGCGGGCGCUGGCGGCGGGCGCGCGCCGGCCCGCGCUGGUCUUGCAGCCGCUGGAGCGCUGGCCCGACGCGCCGCUCGUGGCGCUGCUGGCCGCGCUCGAGCUGCUCUACGUCCCCCUGCAAAUCCGAGAGACAUUCCCUGAGCUAGCGCACAAGGUGACGGCGCUCGGCGUGUACGCGGAAGGAUUGCAGGGCUCCGUCGAGGACCUGAUCCGGGAGGCCGUGGCUCUGGAAGUGGCCAGGGGCGUGGCGCGCGACAUCGGCGGCGCGGACCCCGAGCGUAUGAGCCCGCUGCGCACGGCGGAGUACGUGCGCGCGCAGUUCGGCGGCGCCAGCGCCGUGCGCGUGCGCGUCCUGGAGCAGCGCGCGCAGCUGGAGCGCCACUACCCGCUGCUGGCCGCCGUCGACCGCGCCGCCGCCGCCGUGCCGCGCCACCGCGGUUGCGUCAUCUUCCUGGAGUACGAGCCCGACAGCUACGAGCGCACCGUCAUGCUGGUGGGCAAGGGCGUGACGUACGACACGGGCGGCUGCGACAUCAAGGUGGGCGGCGCAAUGGCCGGCAUGUCGCGCGACAAGUGCGGCGCCGCCGCGGUCGUCGGCUUUCUUAAGGCGUGCGACGAGCUGAGGCCGGCGCUGAAGGUGGUGGCGUCGCUGGGCAUGGUCCGCAACUCGGUGGGCGAGGAGGCGUACGUGGCCGACGAGUUGCUGCGCAGCCGGCGCGGGCUGGGCGUGCGCGUGGGCAACACGGACGCGGAGGGCCGCCUGGUGAUGGCCGACCUGCUGGCCGAGCUGGCGCAGCGCGCGCAGACCGAGCGCGCGCCCAUGCUGUACACGGUGGCCACGCUGACGGGGCACGCCGUGCGCGCCUACGGGCGUGGGUACACGGCCGUGCUGGACAGCCACGCGGCGCGCGCGCGGGGUCACGCGGGCGGGCUGCGCGCGGCGGCGGAGCGGCUGGGGGACAUGCUGGAGGUGUCGGUGCUGCGGCGCGAGGACCUGGCGGCGCACCGCGGCCGCGGCCUGGACCAGCUGACGCAGGCGGCCAGCGCGCCGUCCGUGGCGCUGCCCCGCGGCCACCAGGGCCCGGCCGCCUUCCUGCUGCUGGCGGCGGGGCUGGAGCAGGGCGACGUGCCCUACGCGCACCUGGACGUGGCGGCCAGCGCGGGCGACCUGCCCGACGACCCCACGGCGGCGCCGCUGCUGGGGCUGGCCGCCUACUACGGCCUCGUCGCCAAGCGCUAACUCUGGCGCUACGAGAACUUCCAAGUGUAUCGUUGUAUAAUAACUCAUCGGAAAUAUAUUUUUUGAUUUGUCUUUUUUCUAAUAUAAAAGUACUUUUGUAAUAAAAUAUCUUAUUUAAAAAAUACAGUCACUUUGAAUAAAUGUCAUACUUGUUCCUGGUUGGGUGCAGCGCAAUGAAACAGCGGCGUAUUGUCCAACUCUUUAUUUACUUAGUGUUUAAUAUUCUUUUCAUUUUGCAAUUUUACAGCUCGGCUUGCGGCGACCGAGGCCAGUCGCUCGCCGCGUUAACUAUACAAAUAGUAGUUUAUAACUCUCAAUUUAAAUCGAGUUUAUCACUCACAUAUACAACUCAUAAAUACAACAAAUACAAUUAAUAUAAUAGUAAUUUACACAAACAACAACAUAAUUUGACGCGUCCCAACGAGUCGAGCGGCAAACCGUUCCCUCCAUCACAAUAUACAUUAUACAUAGCACCUCCGACAUGUUUUACAUCCGCGAGGAUGUCAACCCGAGCCGACCCGCGUCCGGGCGACGAGUACUAGCUGCAAUCGUGGACUGCGGUAACAAAUCAUUUACAAAACAACGGAAACAAAGGCGUGACUAGCGGGCGCCUGCGGGCCUGCGGGCCUGCGGCGCCAGGCCUACGAGGCCGGCACGUCGGCGGCGGCCAGGCGCAGCGCGGCGCAGGCCAGCGGCGGCGCGGGCGGCGCGUCGUCGGCGGCGCCGCCCAGCGCGUGCUUGAAGGUCUCGUAGGUGAGCCAGCAGAUGGCGGCGGCCGGCAUCUGGUAGAGGACGCGCGCCUGCAGGCCGCGGAAGAAGCCGCGCGGGCCCGAGGCGCGCAGGACGGCGGCGGCGGCGUCCAGCAGCCCGUCGGCGCGCGCGGCCCGCUCCUGCGUGUUGAGCACGGUCUUGCAGACGUCCAGCGGCGUCGUGGCGGCCGCGGCCAGCGCGCCGCCCGCCGCGCCCGCCAGCGCGUGCGCCAGCGGGUCGUAGGCGCGCGCGGGGUUGAGGCGCGCCGUGCAGGCCUCGUACGUGGCGAAGUGCAGCGCCUGGAAGGGCACGUUCAUGGCCACCUGCGUGCCGUACGACCGGUAGAAGGCGCGCGCGCCCUCGCUGCGGUACACGUGUCGCGCGCACUCCCACACGCCGCGGUACGGCGACUGCAGCAUCUGCAUGCGCUGCUUCACCACUGCAACCAA
Spodoptera exigua (beet armyworm) is the source of this 3173-nucleotide messenger RNA. Lineage: Eukaryota; Metazoa; Arthropoda; Insecta; Lepidoptera; Noctuidae. The record is from the annotation of a GenBank genome assembly.